UUAAAUAGGUAGGUAGUGCAGCUGCUUAUUUACAGACAGGAAUGUUUUCAGCUUGGCAUUAUGCUGUUCUUUUGGCUUCCUCGGUUCUUAUCAUCACAUGGCUCAACCUAAGCAACGAUGUUUACGAUUUCGAUACAGGAGCUGAUAAAGAUAAGAAAGAAUCAGUUGUAAAUCUGGUGGGCAGCCGUACAGGCACUCUUGUUGCUGCCUACUUGUUACUUGCUCUUGGCUUUUUGGGGCUUGCUUGGGUAUCUUUUGAGGCAGGAAAUAUGCGUGCAAUAUUAUUACUCGCUUGUGCAAUCAUGUGUGGUUAUAUAUAUCAGUGUCCACCAUUUCGGUUAAGUUACCAAGGAUUGGGAGAGCCGUUGUGCUUUGCAGCAUUUGGUCCAUUCGCUACUACAGCUUUUUAUUUAUUGCAGGGAAGCACAAGGGAAAUGAUCCAUCUUCCCUUUACUGGUUCAAUUCUUUCUGCAUCAGUCCUUAUUGGCAUAACAACAGCCUUAAUCCUGUUCUGUAGUCACUUUCAUCAGAUUGAAGGAGACAGGGCUGUAGGAAAAAUGUCCCCUCUGGUUAGGCUUGGCACGAAAAGAGGAUUAGUGGUAGUGAAGUUGGCAAUUAUAGGACUCUAUGUUCUCACUUUCACCUUUGGUCUAAGCAGCGCUCUCCCUUUUACUUGUAUUUUUCUAUGUGCCCUGACCUUGCCAAUUGCAAGACUGGUGGUCAGCUAUGUUGAAGAAAACCACAAUGACAAACAUAAAAUAUUCAUGGCAAAGUAUUACUGUGUGAGGUUGCAUUCUUUAUUUGGAGCUGCAUUGGCUGCUGGACUCGUGUUACCGAGAAUGGUCCCUAAAAUAAAUAUCGCAAGGUUGGGAUUCUCAUAGAGUGUUUCAAUUUCUCUGAAUGUGUAGACGUAGGGACGAUAUGCCAAGUUUUUUGGCUUCAGAGACAGAGUUAUGGCUCUAGGCAAUAUGCCUGUAUUGUAUGCACAUCUUUUUUUUUCAAGUUUCCCAUGCUAUAGAAGAAACUGUGGCAAUGGCAGCAGCAAACACUGAAAACACACUGGAUAAAAUUAUGCACCUUGGUUCCAUAUUAAAAUAUUUCCCUCCUGAAA
Messenger RNA from Prunus avium (sweet cherry), 1111 nucleotides. Lineage: Eukaryota; Viridiplantae; Streptophyta; Magnoliopsida; Rosales; Rosaceae. The record is from RefSeq and is a predicted model, not a curated record.